UUUAAAAAAAAUGAUAAACUCAAAACCCUAAAGUUAUUUUUCCCGCUCCAAGCCUCUCUAACUUCUCCCUCACGCUCGACCCAACCUCAACCGCCGCUCACCACCAAUUCGCGACCGGCGAUGCAGCAGUAGGUCGCGCCACUAUACCCGACCGACCGCCGCGCCGCCUCGAUUUACAGCAACAGGUCGCAGCAGCAGCAGAGCGUAGCUGGCAGCUGCAAUCUCCGGCAACAGCUACAAACAGAAGGAUUAUACAUCAAAACUCACUUGGCAGCAUCAAACUCCGGCAGUGACAUACCGAGAUACUUUUACGUGUGACAAAAAUGGUGCGUGCAUACAAAGUAAAAGGGGAGAAAAGAAAAAAGAAAGGAGAGAAUUAUGAUAAAGAAGAAGAAAUUGAGGUACCUUUGGAAGAGGAGGAAUCAACAAAAAGAGUGAAGACAGAACACUCUGAGGCAGACACCGAGGCAGCUGAAAGAGUUGUAGAUUUACUAUCUGGCAUUCCUGUUGUUGCAACUGAUCAAACCAAUAAACCUGGUGUUGUUUUCAUCAUUGAAAGAGCUUCUCUUGAAAUUGCUAAAAUUGGAAAGACGUACCAACUUCUGAAUUCUGAUGAACACUCCAACUUUCUGAAGAAGAAUGGCCGGAACCCUUCUGAUUAUCGGCCUGAUAUUGCGCAUCAGGCAAUGCUUUCAAUUUUAGAUAGCCGAGUAAAUAAAGCUGGGCGACUGAAAGCUUUGUAUGUGAGGACUGAGAAAGGUGUCCUUUUUGAAGUAAAACCUCAUGUUCGUAUCCCUAGGACUUUUAAGAGAUUUUCUGGCAUCAUGUUGCAGCUGCUACAAAAGCUGAGCAUAACUGCUGUUGGUAAGCGAGAGAAACUGUUGCGUGUUAUAAAAAACCCUGUUACACAGUACCUACCCAUCGACUGUCGGAAGAUAGGCUUCUCUCAUAGUUCUGAGAAGCUGGUGGAUAUUCAGGACUAUGUUAAUGGCGUCAACAAUGACAUGAACCUUGUCUUUGUGGUUGGGGCUAUGGCCCAUGGGAAAAUUGAUAAAGAUUAUGUUGAAGAUUAUUUAUCAAUUUCAGAUUAUCCAUUGAGUGCUGCAUACUGCAUAUCAAUGAUCACGAAUGCCAUGGAGCGCAAAUGGAAGAUUUUGUAGACCGACCUUAGCUAUAUUCUCCCAAGACAUACUUUGUAGAAAGUUGUCCUUGCUAGUUUUCUUUCUAUAGGCCUUUUUGGGUCGUUAAGUUGUGUAAAGGGCAAAUGACCCUCACAUUUUGGAGUGCCCUUUUUGCUCGUUUACGAUCAGUUUAAAACAUUUUGCAGACUUAUUGAUCGUAUAAAGUGAAAUUUUGAUUAUCGGAA
Messenger RNA from Solanum lycopersicum (tomato), 1366 nucleotides. RefSeq lists its product as uncharacterized. Gene Ontology annotation, biological process: rRNA base methylation. Gene Ontology annotation, molecular function: rRNA (pseudouridine) methyltransferase activity; rRNA binding. NCBI's taxonomy places the organism in Eukaryota, Viridiplantae, Streptophyta, Magnoliopsida, Solanales, Solanaceae. Gene Ontology annotation, cellular component: nucleolus; small-subunit processome. The record is from RefSeq and is a predicted model, not a curated record.